Cladophialophora psammophila CBS 110553 is the source of this 1713-nucleotide messenger RNA. RefSeq lists its product as uncharacterized. Gene Ontology annotation, molecular function: carbohydrate:proton symporter activity. Lineage: Eukaryota; Fungi; Ascomycota; Eurotiomycetes; Chaetothyriales; Herpotrichiellaceae. The transcript has 4 exons. The record is from RefSeq and is a predicted model, not a curated record. Gene Ontology annotation, cellular component: membrane. The coding region runs from base 1 to 1713 and encodes 570 amino acids. Gene Ontology annotation, biological process: carbohydrate transport; transmembrane transport.
AUGGCGAUCCGUAACACCACAUAUGCCACGGAUGGCAGGAAAGGAAAAGGGUUUGGGCAAGAUCGACAAUGGAACUGGCGAAACUUCUUGAUCUGUUUCGCGAUUGCUGGCUGCGGCCAGCUGGCUUUCGGCUACCCAGCGUCAAUAAUCGGUGUCACUCUCGCACAGCCAUCAUUCCUGAUAUAUAUGAAACUCCUUGAUCCAGAAACCGGGGAGAUGGCCCACAACGCCGACUCUCUGAUCGGUGCCAUGUCUGGUGUCUUCCAGGCUGGAGCCUUUCUGGGCAUCAUCAUCGGAAGCUUUAUCAUGGACAGGUGGGGCCGUAAAGCAGGAACGAUCUUUUGUGCUGUCAUGAGCCUAAUUGGCGGCGCCGGCCUGACUGGGUCUGUCAACACUACUAUGUUCAUUAUAUUUCGCUUGAUUGCCGGAGCUGGAUCUUGGGGUUUCCUUGCGCUCACUCCAGUCUACACAGCUGAGUUAGCACCACCCAAGUUGCGAGGAUUCUUCGUAGGCAUGAACGGCAUGGGUAUUACGAUAGGUUACUCACUUGCCUCUUAUAUGGGUCUGGCUUUCUAUUACGUUCAAAACGACCCGGCGGCGCAAUGGCGAGGGCCCCUUGGUCUUGCGCUCAUUUUUCCAGCUCUUCAGCUCCUUGUUAUUAUAUGGGCUCCUGAGUCUCCACGAUAUCUGUUGAUGAAAGGCAGAGUCGAGGAGGCUAGGAAGAUCGUCAUGGAUUUGCAUCAGAUGCCCGGCGAUCCAGACCAGGAAUACGCCCGCGGCGAGUUCUACCAGAUGCAAAAACAGGCCGAGUUCGACAGAUCCCUCUCGCCCACCUACCGGGCCAUGUUCUUUAAGAAAUCAUACAGGAAGCGAACUAUUCUGGCCUGCGGUUUUGCUUUUAUCGGACAGUCCACGGCGGUCCUGGUCAUCAAUAACUAUGGCCCAACGUUGUAUGCUGCUCUCGGGUAUGGAACCCUGGAUCAGUUGAAGCUCCAGUGCGGAUGGAUAACGAUGGGCACGCCUGCCAAUCUUCUUGGUGCAGUGAUUAUGGACCGGGUCGGCCGCAGGGUUCUCAUGCUUACUGGCGUCUUCGGCUGCUGUGCUUGCUUGAUCGUGGAGGCCGCUCUCAUUGCCACUUUCGCUACUCCAAUUCCUGAAACGCCUAACCUUCCUGCACUGAGGGCUGGUGUCGCCAUGUUUUACAUAUUUCUCCUAUUCUACGGAUGCGGUAUCGACGUCGCCGGUGUGGUAUUCUACAGUGAGAUCUUCCCUAAUCAUCUUCGAGCAAAAGGCGUGGCAAUGUCCAUUGCCGCUGUUGCCCUUACCGAUCUCGUCUACCUCCAAGUCACCGCAACCGCAUUUGCCAACAUUGGUUGGAAAUUCUUCCUCGUCUUUAUCAUUAUUUCAGGCCUUGGAGGCAUCGCCGCCUUCAUACUGCUACCAGAAACCAAAGGAGUACCCCUCGAAGAAAUCGCCGCUGUCUUUGGAGACACGGAGGAAGUUAUGGUAUACUCGGAAGAUAUCCAUGUCGAUCAUCGUACACAUGAUCUCGUUGUCGACGUGCAUACGGGCAAUACAGUGGAGGGAACCGGCGAAGAGCUGCUGCACAGGGUAGCCACAGAAGCAACGGGAGUGCAAGUCGGCACCAAACAAGAGACAACUCAUGUUGAGGGUCCCAGAAUGAUGACCUCAAUCACAGAAAAAGAUGGAUAG